This is a messenger RNA of Melampsora larici-populina 98AG31, 1134 nucleotides long. RefSeq lists its product as uncharacterized. NCBI's taxonomy places the organism in Eukaryota, Fungi, Basidiomycota, Pucciniomycetes, Pucciniales, Melampsoraceae. The transcript is spliced from 5 exons. The record is from RefSeq and is a predicted model, not a curated record. Gene Ontology annotation, molecular function: protein binding. The coding region runs from base 1 to 1134 and encodes 377 amino acids.
AUGCUUUCCCAGAAUAUUCCCCCGGACAAUGACGCUCGAAGGCCGAUCCGCCGAAAAUUCGACUCAUUGAACGUUGCGGAAGUUGAAGCUCAAGAUGUGGAGGUUGUUGGAGGAGAGUUUACUGCGAACAAAUCAUACAGAUAUCUCCACAUUAAAUCCAGAAUUCGAGACAUGCAAUCCGGAUCAAAUUUUCGGUCAGCCCAAUGUGAAGAAGCAUCUGAAGCUUUCGAGAGGGGAGACUAUGCAGCGGCAGCUAGGAUAUAUCAAGAGCUCUUGAAUUCCUGUGAAUUAGAGUCAUCAGCAAAGAACGGCUUUCAAAACAAUGCUACAGUGCAAAUGUGUUUACAACUCACUGAGUGCUACUUGCAGCUACAGUGUUUGCAUGAAGCUGAAAUGAUCCUAGGACAUCUCUGGCGCCCUAAUGGAAAAUUUACGAUAGGGGCUACCCAUCCACUCUUUUUCCAGACGUCACUUCUAUACGCGAGAUUACAGGCGCAGUUCGAAGGUUGUUCGGGCGCGAAAGAUAAAGAAACUAACAAUCGAGGAGAACAGCAUCCUGCGGAAGCACUCGAGCUCUUUUACAUGUAUGGCUAUGAAUACGUUAAAAAGGGUCUCUCGGAACAGGCUGCUGGAGUUUUCAGGCAAGGGCUAAAGUAUCUCGACCAAUUUACCAUGCUCCCUGAAGAAAGAACAAAGGAAGUAGCUGUAAGGAUACAUCUGGCCCUCUCCGAAACCUGCAUAGCUAUGGAUAGAAUUGAGGAAGCAUCCAAACUUUUGGAAGAAGUUUGGUUGCCCGGAAAGCCACUUUCAAUCGAGCAACACCACAAAAAUUUUCUUUGGCUGGCAAAACUUCACGCGCAAGUUCGAAGCCCGGGUGUUUAUCACCCUAAUAUAGCUGAACCACUUAACUCGCGACUCUCCUUUUACCAGCGACUUGGCGUAACCCACACUGCAACAAAACAAGAGAUCAGAAAAGGCUAUCUGGAAUGGAGCCGCUGGUUCCAUCCAGACAGAGGUGGCGACACGGGUGUAAUGCAACAGCUGUUGGAAGCAUACCAAACAUUGGCUCAUGAAGGAAAGCGGUCCAAGUACAAUGAGUCGUUGAAACACGAGUCUACGCGCACAGUGAUAUGA